This is a messenger RNA of Diaporthe citri, 999 nucleotides long. RefSeq lists its product as uncharacterized. NCBI's taxonomy places the organism in Eukaryota, Fungi, Ascomycota, Sordariomycetes, Diaporthales, Diaporthaceae. The transcript has 3 exons. The coding region runs from base 1 to 999 and encodes 332 amino acids. The record is from RefSeq and is a predicted model, not a curated record.
AUGUUCCAAGAAAGGCUUGGAAUGCCCCGGAUACAAUCGCCAGCUACGAUGGAUCAACGGAGUGGCAGCAAGGGGGUAUCUCCGGGGCCGGACCGUCCCAACCAGGGCAUCUCCUCCCGAUUCCCCACAAGCUGCCCCGAUCAUCAGGAAUCGAUACUUGGAUUGGAGCCGAAGAAGGUUGAUCUUGCUGCGUCUCCUAUCGUGGACAGUCUGCCGUCGUAUACCCGCUUCAUGGACUACUAUCGGCGGAACCUCGCAGGCCUCAUGGUCUGGUUAGAUUCCGAGGAGAACGACUAUCGAAAGCGCGUGGUCCCCCUAGCUGAAUACCGACCAGCCAUUGGAUUCGCCAUCAUGGCAUUUGCGGCUGAACACGGUGCGAUAGCCCACCCUCACGAAAACAUAGCCACGAUAGCCGAAACUGCCCGCGACAAGUGCCUUCAUCUGGUCCAGACCCGGGCGCAAGAGAUGACCGAAAAGGUCGCCGAAGGUUUCGAGCUGAACAGCCAAUCCGAUAUAGCCGACGCCGAGUGGAUGCUUGCAUCUAUUCUGAUUAUCAACAACUACGAAAAUGCGCGGUGCCGCCCAAAGGCGGCUGAGGGCCACCGGCGAGCGGCCCGUACGAUUGUCAAUCUAUUCACUCACUCGGUCUCGGCCGAAGGCCGCGAGCUCUUUGCUUUUCUCCGAAACCAGCUGGCCAUUGAGGAUGUGAUGGCGGCCACUACAACAUUCGAUGAAUAUCAUAUCAAGAAUGCACUCACCCCGGUUCCAGGGUCAGAGUGUCUGCUAUUCUCGAAGUAUCUUGCACUCCUACACCAAAUCACGCUUCAGUCAAUUAAGCUCACCGAAGAACCACACUCGACAGAGACUUCAGAAGGGCCCUUCACUAUCAUCAUGGUCCACUCGGAAUUCGAGCAAGCUAGAGGGGCCACAUUGAUCGCAGCAGGUCGUCUUGGCCUGGCCGGAUCGAUGAUAUCUCGCGAUUUUGUACGCCUGCCCUGA